AUGCGGCUGCAAUGGAUUAUCUUGUUUUGUUGCUCAUGUUUUGGAAUUUUGAACACUCAGAUGCCACCACCAAUACCACCUCGUUCAUCAUCAUUGGCUAGAUUCGGUUCACGAGGUUAUGGAAGCCGUAUACCUUCUAUAACAAAGGAAACAAUAGAAAUGAGAGAAAAGAGUCUACAUCGUUCAGUGACAACUUCACCAAUUACGACGCAAAUGCCAAAAGUAAUAGAAGUGCCUAAAAUUUUUACAAAAACGGUGGAGCAAAAAGCAGCAUCAGAAGUUCCAGAGACAAAGGCGGCGAUGAUAAAAAUACCAGAAAUAGGAGCUGUUUCAGCGAAGAAAGCAGAUUACUUGGACGAUAAAUUGGAAGAGGCAUACAAAGAAUUCGAAGAUAGUUUGAAAUUGUUUGAACCAACGCCACGUGAACGCCUCACGCAUUUAAGAGAAGUUAAAUUGAACAAAUUCACAAACAUUGGAGCAUUGAGCGAAAAGGCAGAUUACGACGGACUUAGAAAUCAGUCCGAAUUAGUAAUUAUAGAAGACUUGAAAGAGAAAAUGUUACCGAACUCUAGCCAUUCAAAU
This is a messenger RNA of Thelazia callipaeda (thelaziosis nematode), 582 nucleotides long. The record is from the annotation of a GenBank genome assembly. NCBI's taxonomy places the organism in Eukaryota, Metazoa, Nematoda, Chromadorea, Rhabditida, Thelaziidae.